AUGGACUCAUUCACUUUCGCCAUCAUCGCAGCAGCAGCCACGUUCAGCGCGGGAGCUUUGUUGUAUGAAGUUCAAUCGAAUUUAGUUUAUCCCGCAAAACAACAUCAUGAAGUAGCACCUCUAAUUUUGGAAGACGGAAUUCCAUUCAAAGAAGCUACAUUGAUGACGAGUGACAAUAUUAAAAUUCGAACAUAUGUUUGCAAACCUAUUAAUGAGAAAGAAGCUCGAGAAAGACCAACAAUAUUAUUUUUUCAUGGAAAUCGCGGAAAUACAGGUUAUCAAUCUAAGGCCAUUUCUAAAUUUUACCGUGAAUUAAAGUGCAAUGUUGUUUUACCUUCUUAUAGAGGAUACGGUCAUAGCGAAGGUAAACCUACUGAGGCAGGUAUCAAGAUUGACGCACAGACCGUUUUAGAUUACAUAAGAAAACAUACCGUGUUAAAGGACACGAGACUAAUCGUUUAUGGACGAUCACUAGGUGGAGCAGUGGCUAUUGAUCUUGUUUCAAAAAAUGAAGACAAGAUAGAUGCCUUGAUAGUAGAAAACACAUUUCUUAGUAUUCCCAAGCUUCUUCUGACGUACUUUUAUCCAAUUCGUUAUCUUACCGCUUUCUGUACGCAAAUAUGGCCAUCGGAACUGUCAAUAUGUGAAAUCAAGAAAAUUCCAAUUUUAUUUCUUUCAAGUUGUUGCGAUAAAAUAGUACCGCAAGAACAUAUGAAAACUUUAUACGAAUUGGUUGCAACAAAAGAUAAAAAAUGGGUGGAAUUUCCAAAUGGCAAACAUAUUGAUACUUCUCAUCAACCUGGAUUCUUUGAGGCUAUUGAAGAAUUUUUGUCAGAUGCUAUUAAAAAGAAAUAA
Molecule: messenger RNA, 855 nt
Organism: Cetraspora pellucida
Lineage: Eukaryota; Fungi; Glomeromycota; Glomeromycetes; Diversisporales; Gigasporaceae
Source: the annotation of a GenBank genome assembly